Maylandia zebra (zebra mbuna) is the source of this 3191-nucleotide messenger RNA. Its product is annotated as ADP-ribosylation factor-binding protein GGA1. Gene Ontology annotation, molecular function: ubiquitin binding; phosphatidylinositol binding; small GTPase binding. Gene Ontology annotation, cellular component: trans-Golgi network. Gene Ontology annotation, biological process: intracellular protein transport; Golgi to plasma membrane transport; protein localization to cell surface. Lineage: Eukaryota; Metazoa; Chordata; Actinopteri; Cichliformes; Cichlidae. The record is from RefSeq and is a predicted model, not a curated record.
AGUUUGGAGUCACGUAUCAGUGAGUGUUUUAAACUUAUUCUCCUGCGCCCGUGUUGUCCGGGGACCCCGACACUGAGAAGUUACUAUCCACAGAGCCACAAAUCCACUAAACAGAGACACAGACUGGAGUAGCAUCCAUGCCUUCUGUGACCAGCUCAACAAUGAGUUGGAGGGACCGCAGCUGGCCACCAGGCUCCUGGCCCACAAGAUCCAGUCUCCACAAGAGUGGGAGGCCAUGCAGGCAUUACUUGUCCUGGAGACUUGUAUGAAAAACUGCGGGAAAAGGUUUCACAGUGAAGUGGGCAAAUUCCGUUUUCUCAAUGAACUCAUCAAAGUUGUUUCUCCCAAGUACCUUGGAACACGGUCCCCUGAGCCAGUUAAAAUAAAAGUUUUGGAGUUGAUCUAUAGCUGGACUUUGGCGUUACCAGAUGAAGCCAAGAUUUCAGACGCUUAUCAAAUGCUGAAAAAACAAGGUAUUGUUAAACAAGAUCCUGAGCUGCCACCUGACAAGCUACUCAACCUUCCUCCACCCAGACCCAAGAAUGCUAUUUUUGAAGAUGAAGAGAAAUCCAAAAUGUUGUCUCGCCUAUUGAACAGCUCGCACCCCGAAGACCUCAAAGCCGCCAACAAACUCAUUAAGGAAAUGGUCCAAGAGGAUCAGAGGCGUGCAGAGAAGGUGUCAAAGCGGGUGAAUGCCAUUCAGGAGGUAAAGGAGAGCGUCACUUUACUGACCCAGCUUCUGCAGGACUACGACAGCACGGCUACGGAUCAGAGCAAUGCUGAACUCAUUCAGGACCUGUAUCAGCGCUGUGAGAAAAUGAGGCCAACACUGUUCAGACUGGCAAGUGACACGGAGGACAACGACGAGGCUCUGGCGGAGAUCCUGCAGGCCAACGACAGCCUGACUCAAGUCAUCAACCUGUACAAGCAGCAGGUGAAAGGGGAGAUUGUAAAUGGAAACAACACAUUAAACACACAGAAACAAACCGGAGGAGGCACAGCGCUGCUAGAUCUGUCAGGAUUGGACACGUCACCACAGUCGCCGCCUUCCUUCCCAGAGUUUCCCACUCCCACAGACAGCCUAAACCCUCCCUCACAUGGGGACAUGGGGAUUAGUCUCCUUGAUGACGAACUCAUGUCGCUUGGUUUAAGUGAAGGAACACACACCUCUAACCCCGCCUCACAGCCUGAGGACUCCACCGCAUGGGACUCGUUCCAGUCCUCUGACAGCAUAGAUACAGAUAUCGCAACUGCGCCCAGUCUCCUUUUGAGUCCAGAUCCGCCUCCCCACUCUCAGCCUCUUUCAUCUGGCUCCACUCCUGGGAACUCUGCCUUGGAUGAACUGGACCUGCUGGGAAAAACCCUGCUGCAGCAGUCUCUACCUCCAGAGGGCCUGCAGGUCAAAUGGGACAAGCAGCAGUCUAAACCGACUCUGAGAGACCUCCAGAACAAGACCGGGACAAACAUCGCUCCAAAUCCAAUUCCAGCUUUUACCGCUGAACCUCCUGCACCACCUGUUCCCAACUCCCAGCCCAGCCUUAAAGCCACACUGCUGGAUGUGUCUCCCUCUCACACUGAGGCUUCUUCUGCAGACGUUUCUCUGACUGACGUUUUUGUACCCUUAGAAUCCAUUAAGCCCAGUAGUCUGUUACCUGUAACUGUGUUUGACAGCCACAGUCUGCGGGUUCUCUUUCACUUCGCUCGCGACUCUCCUCCGUCUCGACCCGAUGUUCUGGUGGUGAUUAUCUCCAUGCUUUCGUCAGCCCCUGUGCCUGUCACCAACAUAAACUUCCAGACUACUGCUCCAAAGACGAUGGCCGUGAAGCUGCAGCCCCCGUCAGGGACGGAGCUCCCCGCUUUUAACCCCAUCCUCCCUCCUGCUGCUGUCACACAGAUCUUGCUGCUAGCAAAUCCAAACAAGGAGAAAGUGAAGCUGCAGUACAGAUUAACCUUCACCAUGGGAGAGCAGGAGCACAGCGAGAGCGGCAGUCUAGAACAGUUUCCGCCUCCGGAGAAAUGGGGGAACCUAUAGCAUUUAAACACAACCACAACCUGACAGACUUUCUGCUCUCAGACUCGCCCCCACCCCCUAAACUGACUCCUGGGCUGGAGGCCUGCUGAAACCUUUUUCCUUUGCAGUCAUGUUGUACUUUCUUUGACUGGUAUUGAUUGUGUUCCUCUGAUUACACUCAUGCGCAGUCAGUGUAAUGUGUGUACGCUUUGCUAUAACAAGUCACGUGUCUAGGUCUAGUCUGCUGUAUGUGGUUGCUUAAACAAACCUGCAACAGCUGCUUCAUAGUUGUUGCAGUUGUUUUUUUUUCUUUCUUUGUUUUUUUUAAACACAGUGCUACAAAGGAAGUAAACUACAACAACUGUGUGCAUAUUAGGUUAUUUGGUGUACUUUAUUUUUCACCUCAGGCAGUCGAAAUCCAUUAUCAGCUGUUUACCUUCACAUCAGCAUGCUGCGGUCGGUGAAAAAUGGGACACGUGCUUGCAAAACCCAACGUCAACACAAAGCGACUCUUAAGUUUGCAAAACGAGGCUGAACUGAAUCAACUUGUUGUGGUGUCUGUUUACGUUGAUUGCUUUUCUUUCACAUUGACUGAGUGCACUUUGUGAUCACAGAGAAUGAUUGUUUUAACACUUUUGUUUUUCUAGCUGACCCCUCGAAUCUUGUGUAAUGAACAAAAUUUACUGUUAACAUCAAAGCUGUGUAUUUUCUGCCAUAUGUGCCUAUUUUGCAGUUCUAAUAUUAUUUAAAGUUCAGUUUUCUUUUUCUCAUCUGUUACAUGUUUGUCAUCUGAGGCGUGCAGAUUCAGAUACGUAUUAAUAUAGUCAUCUUUAAUACGCUAUGAGUUCAAUUUUGAGAUUAGUUUGACAUUUGAGUUGUUGUGUAAGCAUUUAUUCGGAAAAAUGGAAAACUUGAGCAUAUGCAAACUGAGCUGCACUCCGGUGCUCUGAGCGCGGUGUCCGUCUCAGACGUGUUCAGAUCGUUUCUACAAUCUGCGAUGCAUGACAGCCAUGCUGAACACUUCCUCCCACAGGAUCCCGAUCACAUUCCACUGCACUAAUUUCCAGUAAGACUGCUUUGUUAAAUGCCAGAUAUAGCAGUUCUGUUAUGUACAUUUGAAAUGUGUGAGAGCAUAACACUGGUAAAAUGGGGAAAUAAAAUUUAUUCUUGGUGAUCAAAA